Marasmius oreades (fairy-ring Marasmius) is the source of this 1168-nucleotide messenger RNA. RefSeq lists its product as uncharacterized. The coding region runs from base 1 to 1053 and encodes 350 amino acids. The record is from RefSeq and is a predicted model, not a curated record. The transcript has 5 exons. Lineage: Eukaryota; Fungi; Basidiomycota; Agaricomycetes; Agaricales; Marasmiaceae.
AUGGGGCUCAUUCAAUGCCUUGACUCUUCAUUCCCCCUCGUGUUCUUACCCUCACCUUUCAUUUCAACUCCCCUUCGUGCUCGAACGAUGCGUUACGUUACUUCUGUUCUGGCACUUUCUCUCUUGGUGGGCGUUGCCAAUGCUCAGAUAGUCAGGCAGCUUCAGAGCACUAAUCCCGAUUUCAGGGCAGCGGGUAAACAGGGAUGUAUUUCGACUUCAGAAAACGCGAAUGGCGCUCCCGUUAUCAUUCAUGACUGCAACAACGAAGACGUUUCGAAACAUUCUUGGGCCGUUUCCCCUUGGAUUGUUGGUCCACAGUCUUUUCCGAGUAUCCCUUCUUUGAUGAAGAUUUUUGGCGAUAAGUGUCUCGACGUCAAAGAUGGAAUGAAUGCCGACGGGACCAAGCUUCAGCUAUGGACCUGUGACCCUGGAAACACCAAUCAACUGUGGAUUUCUCAGACAGACAACAGCUGGAAUUGGGCUGGAACGAACAAGUGUAUUGAUCUCACCGACGGUAACAUCUCGGAUGGAAACCAGCUCCAAUUGUGGACUUGCGUUUCUGGUUCGAGCAAUCAGCAAUUUGGGAAUUAUCAAGUUCCCAACGAUCGCUCUGAGAGGCAGUUGCUCUAUGCGGGCGAUGCUAAUUCCGACGAUAUCGUCUGUAUGACUGCUACUUCCAACACGGACGGUGCACGCGUCGUCCUUGGCGACUGCAGCGACGGCAGUGGUCGUACCUCCGCGUUCCCUGACGGAACCCAAUGGUUCACGGCCCCUCAGGAUCCCCUCAGCGGUCUCAUCGAGACCUUCGAUGGUUCCAAGUGCCUCGACCUCCCAGACGGAGACGCGACGAACGGGAAGAAAUUGCAGAUUUGGAGCUGUGUUGAGGGAAGCUUGAACCAACAGUUCAAGAUUUUGAAUCCUUGGCCGUGGGCAAUUACAUGGGCCGGCUCCGGCAACAAGUGUCUCCAGAUACCCAAUGGCAAUUUCACCGAAGGCAAUGAGAUUGAGAUUUGGGAUUGUGAUAGCACCAAAGUCAGCCAACAUUGGUUUUAAGCCUUGGCUGCGGGCGUAAAUGGAUAGCUUUUGGAAAUGGUGCGCAAUAAAUAUGGACCUUACUUUUUAUUUUGCCAGUUACCUGUAAAUAUGACCGAAAAACACAGUCUUCGUG